Messenger RNA from Aphidius gifuensis, 1037 nucleotides. It is a transcript of the gene PIH1D1, whose product is annotated as PIH1 domain-containing protein 1-like. The record is from RefSeq and is a predicted model, not a curated record. Gene Ontology annotation, biological process: box C/D snoRNP assembly; rRNA processing. Bases 126 to 1037 code for a protein of 303 amino acids. The transcript is spliced from 3 exons. Lineage: Eukaryota; Metazoa; Arthropoda; Insecta; Hymenoptera; Braconidae. Gene Ontology annotation, cellular component: cytoplasm; ribonucleoprotein complex; R2TP complex.
UAAUCAUUUUGUUUAUGUGUUAUAUUUCUUUCUAAAUUCCCAGUGUGUAUAACUAAAAAAAAAAAAAAACGCUUAAAAAAGCAAAACGUCUAUUGUCUGUUAAUUAAUAAAUUUGGUCCAUCACAAUGACAAAUCCAAUCCUCGAAGUUGAUGAAUCAAUAAUAAAAAAAAAUCUUUUAUUACCCGAGACAAUAAAAGAAGAUGAAGAUAUUGAAAAACUAUUGAAAACAUUUGAUAAUAAUGUCCCAUCAAAGAUAAUAACACCGAAUCCUGGUCUUGUUAUUAAAACUAAAACAGAUAAUAAUGAAAAAAUAUUCAUAAAUAUAUGUCAUACAAAUGAAAUUCCACCACCAAAAAAUAUAACUGAAGAUGAAUUAUUAAAAAUUCUUGAUGAAGAAAAACCAAAUUGGUGUAUACCAAUGAGUGUUGGUCAUGAAAGACAUGAAGAUGAUAAAACUGGUGCAAAAUGUUUGACAUAUGACAUUGCAAUAAAUACAAGUUAUUUUGAUAAAAUUAAAAAUGAACAUACAUUUUUUGCAUUUACUGUUAUAACAAUGUUCUCAGCAAUUGGUGAAAAAAAUAAUCGUAUUAUUGAUGGACGUAAUUAUGUUGUACUUAAAAAUCGUAAACACAUUGGUAAACUUCAUGAUCAUCGUGUUGAAAAAAGAAAUGUUAAAUCAAUGAUUACAAAUACAUCUAACAAACCACUUAUUGAAGAAAUUACAUCAACAAAAAAUCAUGAUAAUACAAAAAAUACAAUAACAACAACAUCAAAAAAUACAGAUUACAUUAUUUUACGUAAACCAAAAAUUGGUAAUGCUGAAAAACUCAUUGGUUAUUUUAAAUUACCAGAUGAAUGUACAUUAAAAGAUGUUAAAGUUGAUAUUGGAGAUGAUAGAAUCAUCAUUGAUGCAUCAAAAUACAAUUAUUUAAUUGAUUUAUUUGUUCCUUAUGUUAUUCAUCAAGCAAAUGUUACUGCAAACAUGGAUCAACAUUUAAAUGUUCUUCAAUUAAAUAUGCCAGUUGAGAUAAUUUAA